Trachemys scripta elegans is the source of this 5279-nucleotide messenger RNA. RefSeq names its product chromodomain helicase DNA binding protein 5 (gene CHD5). Gene Ontology annotation, cellular component: NuRD complex; chromatin; nucleus. The record is from RefSeq and is a predicted model, not a curated record. The transcript has 35 exons. Bases 39 to 5201 code for a protein of 1720 amino acids. Gene Ontology annotation, biological process: negative regulation of transcription by RNA polymerase II; chromatin remodeling. NCBI's taxonomy places the organism in Eukaryota, Metazoa, Chordata, Testudines, Emydidae. Gene Ontology annotation, molecular function: ATP-dependent chromatin remodeler activity; histone binding; ATP binding.
GGGAGCCCGCGGGCAGCGCCGCGCCGCGCCCCGGGGCCAUGCGGGGCCCGGCGGGGGCCGAGGGGGAGCCGCGGGACGAGAUGGAGAACGAGGAGGAGCUGUCAGAAGAAGAGGAUGGAGUGCUGGAAGGGCUGGAGGAAUUUUAUCCAGAGGAGCAGGUAACUGCGCAGAAGAAAAAGAAAUCCAAAAAGCUGAAAGAAAACAAGACUUCCAAAGUCAAGAGAAGGAAGAAAGAGGGGAGCAAUGAUGAAAUAUCUGAAAACGAAGAGGAACUGGAGGACAAAUCUGAGAGCGAAGGAAGUGACUAUUCGCCCAACAAAAAGAAGAAGAAGAAGCUCAAAGAAAAGAAAGAGAAAAAAGCCAAGCGGAAGAAGAAAGAUGAAGAGGAGGAUGAUAACGAGGAAGGAGGUUUAAAGGAGCCCAAGAGCUCAGCGCAGCUAAUGGAGGAAUGGGGCCUUGACGAUGUGGAUUAUAUGUUCUCAGAAGAAGAUUACCAUACUCUGACUAAUUACAAGGCUUUCAGUCAGUUUCUCAGGCCUCUCAUUGCCAAGAAGAACCCCAAAAUCCCCAUGUCCAAGAUGAUGACGGUGCUUGGUGCCAAAUGGCGAGAGUUCAGUGCCAACAACCCGUUCAAAGGCAGCUCGGCCGCGGCGGCAGCAGCUGCAGUGGCUGCAGCCGUGGAAACAGUCACCAUUGCACCCCAGCUUUCUGCCAGCCCUCAGCAGUCUGCUCUGCCCAUGGCCAUCAGGAAAGCGAAAACCAAGGAGGGCAAAGGUCCAGGAGUGCGGAAGAAAAUCAAGGGCUCCAAAGAUGGGAAGAAAAAGGGGAAGGGGAAAAAGAUGGCAGGCCUGAAAUUCCGGUUUGGAGGAAUCGCCAACAAAAGGAAAAAAGGCUCCUCAAGUGAAGAGGAGGAGCGGGAGGAGUCGGACUUUGACAGCGCCAGCAUCAACAGCUCUUCGGUGCGCUCCGAAUGCUCGGCAGGCUUGGGAAAGAGAGGGAAGAGGAGGAGAAAGAAAAAGAGGAUUGACGAAGGGGAUGGAUAUGAGACCGACCACCAGGAUUACUGCGAAGUCUGCCAGCAGGGAGGGGAGAUUAUCCUGUGCGACACUUGUCCUCGCGCCUAUCACCUCGUCUGCCUAGAUCCUGAGCUGGAGAAAGCGCCGGAGGGCAAGUGGAGCUGCCCUCACUGUGAGAAGGAAGGGAUCCAGUGGGAGCCGAAGGAAGAGGAGGAGGAGGAGGAGGAAGGAGGCGAAGAGGAGGAGGAUGAUCACAUGGAGUUUUGCCGUGUGUGUAAGGAUGGCGGGGAGCUGCUGUGCUGUGACACCUGCCCAUCUUCCUACCACCUGCAUUGUCUGAACCCGCCUCUGCCGGAAAUCCCAAACGGUGAAUGGCUCUGCCCGCGCUGUACAUGCCCUCCCUUAAAAGGCAAAGUCCAACGUAUCCUGCACUGGGUCUGGAGAGAGCCUCCUGCCCCCUUCCUGUCUGGGCUCCGUCCGCCUGACCUGGAGCUGUCUGUCCCUCCACCAAAGCCCCUGGAGGGGAUUCCGGAGCGGGAGUUCUUUGUGAAGUGGGCAGGACUCUCCUUCUGGCACUGCUCCUGGGUCAAAGAGCUGCAGCUGGAGCUCUACCACACCGUGAUGUACCGCAACUACCAAAGAAAGAACGACAUGGACGAGCCCCCGGCCUUCGACUACGGCUCCGGGGACGAGGACGGCAAAAGCGAGAAGCGGAAGAACAAAGACCCGCAGUACGUCAAGAUGGAGGAGAAGUACUAUCGCUACGGCAUCAAACCCGAGUGGAUGAUGAUUCACCGAAUCCUGAAUCACAGCUUUGAUAAAAAGGGAGAUGUCCAUUACCUGAUCAAGUGGAAAGAUUUACCCUACGACCAGUGUACCUGGGAGAUUGAUGACAUAGACAUCCCCUACUAUGAAAACCUGAAACAGAUUUACUGGAAUCACAGGGAGCUGAUGCUGGGGGAUGAUAUCCAACCGCCAAAGAGGCUGAACAAGAAAGGGAGAAAACUGAAGGAAGAAAAACUAGAAAAACCUCCAGAAACUCCUAUUGUUGAUCCUACAGUUAAAUUUGACAAGCAGCCAUGGUACAUUGAUGCAACAGGUGGCACCUUACAUCCUUACCAGCUGGAGGGACUGAACUGGCUGAGGUUUUCCUGGGCCCAGGGAACCGAUACGAUCCUUGCUGAUGAGAUGGGGCUUGGGAAGACGGUGCAGACCAUCGUGUUCCUGUACUCCCUGUACAAAGAGGGCCACUCGAAAGGGCCGUAUCUGGUUAGUGCCCCUCUCUCCACUAUUAUCAACUGGGAGCGAGAAUUUGAGAUGUGGGCACCUGACUUCUAUGUGGUGACCUACACGGGGGAUAAGGAAAGCCGGGCUGUGAUCCGAGAAAAUGAGUUCUCCUUUGAAGACAAUGCCAUCCGGAGCGGGAAGAAAGUUUUCCGAAUGAAAAAAGAAGCCCAGAUUAAAUUCCACGUCCUGCUCACAUCCUAUGAGCUGAUCACUAUUGAUCAGGCUGUUUUAGGCUCUAUAGAGUGGGCGUGUCUGGUGGUGGAUGAAGCUCACAGGCUGAAGAACAACCAGUCCAAAUUCUUUAGGGUAUUAAAUAGCUACAAGAUUGACUACAAGCUGCUGCUGACCGGAACGCCCCUCCAGAACAACUUAGAGGAGCUCUUUCACCUGCUCAAUUUCCUGACCCCGGAGAGGUUUAACAACCUGGAAGGAUUCCUGGAAGAGUUUGCUGACAUCUCCAAGGAGGACCAGAUAAAAAAACUCCAUGAUCUGUUGGGUCCCCAUAUGCUCCGGCGAUUGAAGGCAGAUGUGUUCAAGAACAUGCCUGCGAAAACGGAGCUGAUUGUGAGAGUGGAGCUCAGCCAGAUGCAGAAGAAGUAUUACAAGUUCAUCUUGACGAGGAAUUUUGAAGCCCUGAAUUCCAAAGGUGGUGGGAACCAGGUAUCGCUGCUCAAUAUCAUGAUGGAUUUGAAGAAGUGCUGUAAUCACCCGUACCUCUUCCCUGUGGCUGCUGUGGAGGCGCCGGUUUUGCCAAAUGGAUCCUAUGACGGGAAUUCUUUGGUUAAAUCUUCUGGGAAACUGAUGCUGCUGCAAAAGAUGCUGAAGAAGCUGCGAGAUGGGGGACACAGGGUCCUGAUCUUCUCCCAGAUGACGAAAAUGCUGGAUUUGCUGGAGGAUUUCCUGGAGUAUGAGGGUUACAAGUACGAGCGGAUCGAUGGAGGGAUCACGGGAGGCCUGCGCCAGGAAGCCAUCGACAGGUUUAAUGCUCCUGGUGCUCAGCAGUUCUGUUUUCUUCUCUCUACCCGAGCUGGGGGUCUGGGCAUAAACCUUGCAACGGCCGACACCGUCAUUAUUUAUGAUUCUGAUUGGAAUCCCCACAAUGACAUCCAGGCGUUCAGCAGAGCUCACCGCAUCGGACAGAACAAGAAGGUGAUGAUCUACCGCUUUGUGACGAGAGCCUCCGUGGAGGAGCGCAUCACCCAAGUGGCCAAGAGGAAGAUGAUGCUGACCCACUUGGUCGUCCGUCCAGGGCUGGGCUCCAAGUCGGGCUCCAUGACCAAGCAAGAGCUGGACGACAUUCUGAAGUUUGGGACGGAGGAGCUCUUCAAAGACGAUGUGGAAGGCAUGAUGUCGCAGGGCCAGCGGAUCACCAUGCCUGACCCUAUGACCCCCUUUCCCGAAGCACCGUCCUCCAAAGGGGGCGCCGUGACUCCCAGCAUGAAAAAGAAACAUGGCAGCACCCCGCCAGGGGACAAUAAGGACGUGGAGGACAGCAGUGUGAUCCACUAUGACGAUGCUGCCAUCUCCAAGCUUCUGGAUCGGAACCAGGACGCCACGGAUGACACGGAGCUGCAGAACAUGAACGAGUAUCUCAGCUCCUUUAAAGUGGCCCAGUAUGUGGUGCGAGAAGAGGACGGUGUGGAGGAGGUUGAGCGAGAGAUCAUCAAACAGGAGGAGAACGUGGACCCCGACUACUGGGAGAAGUUGCUCAGGCACCAUUAUGAGCAGCAGCAGGAAGAUCUGGCCAGGAACCUUGGCAAAGGGAAGAGGAUCCGCAAACAGGUCAAUUACAAUGAUGCCUCGCAAGAGGACCAAGAGUGGCAGGACGAGCUCUCCGAUAACCAGUCCGAAUACUCCAUCGGUUCCGAGGACGAAGAUGAAGACUUUGAAGAAAGACCCGAAGGUCAGAGUGGCAGGAGACAGUCACGGAGGCAACUGAAGAGCGACCGAGACAAGCCUCUGCCCCCUCUGCUGGCAAGAGUUGGGGGGAACAUUGAGGUGCUCGGAUUCAAUGCCCGGCAGCGCAAGGCCUUCCUAAACGCUAUCAUGCGGUGGGGCAUGCCGCCACAGGACGCGUUCAACUCUCACUGGCUGGUCCGAGACCUUCGCGGGAAAAGCGAGAAAGAGUUUAGGGCUUAUGUCUCUCUGUUUAUGAGACAUUUAUGUGAGCCUGGAGCCGAUGGGGCUGAAACCUUUGCGGACGGCGUUCCCCGCGAAGGGCUGUCGCGCCAGCACGUGCUGACGAGGAUAGGAGUUAUGUCACUAGUAAGGAAGAAGGUUCAGGAGUUUGAGCAUGUCAAUGGGAAGUACAGCACCCCUGAUCUGAUCCCGGAGGGGCCGGAGGGCAAGAAAUCCAGCGAGGUUGUCUCUUCUGAUCCAAACACCCCUGUCCCAGCCAGCCCAGCACAUAUGCAGACUGGACCAGCGGCACAGCCAGACAAAACAGAAAUACAGUUGGGGUUCCAAGAGGAAAAGGAACAAAUGGAGCCAAAGCCCAAGAAGCCAGCAGAGAGCCAGGGUCCAGCAAGUGCAGAGAAAGCCGAGAAUGAAGAAAACCAAGAAAGCUCCGGAAACGAGGAGAAACCGAGAGACGAGAAACAGGAAGAGAGCGAAAAGGCGGAGCCUUCGCCUGAGCGGCUGCCGGUGAGAGAUGAGGCAAUUCAGGAAAAAGAAAAGCCAUUGGAAAAGUCAGAAUUAAAUGCCUGCCAAGGUAAAGGGGAAGAUAAAGAGUACAAGCCAGAGGAUACCAAGGUGGACGAGAAGGAGCAGAGUGAGACUCAGCAAAAUGGUGAAAAAGAGGAAGAGGAGGAUGGGAAGAAGGAGGAUAAAAAUAUGAACUUUAGAUUCAUGUUCAACAUUGCUGAUGGUGGCUUUACAGGUAACCGGGUUUGGGGCUGACAGAGCAUCCCAGUCACUUUUCAAGUGUUUGCAAGCGAAAGCUGCACAAUCUUUGCACGGGUUUUCUGCAUAUUCAGU